This is a messenger RNA of Heteronotia binoei (common prickly gecko), 2323 nucleotides long. RefSeq names its product estrogen related receptor beta (gene ESRRB). Bases 257 to 1684 code for a protein of 475 amino acids. Gene Ontology annotation, cellular component: nucleus. The record is from RefSeq and is a predicted model, not a curated record. The transcript is spliced from 8 exons. NCBI's taxonomy places the organism in Eukaryota, Metazoa, Chordata, Lepidosauria, Squamata, Gekkonidae. Gene Ontology annotation, biological process: regulation of DNA-templated transcription. Gene Ontology annotation, molecular function: steroid binding; DNA-binding transcription factor activity; zinc ion binding.
AGUGUGAUUGGAUGAAUGGGAGCGUGUGGCUGUGCUUAUGUCUCUCUCUCUCUCUCGCUCGCUCCCUCUUUCUUUCUGCCCUAUUCUCUUCCCCUCUUUCCUUCCCUCUCCUCAGCCCCCCUCCUCCGUUUCUUUUCCCUUCUCUCCUGGUCAUUUUCUGUAGUGACUGGUCCGCGUUCUUUCCCUUUCCUCUUUUCCGCCUCAGCGUGAUCCAGCUGCUUUUCUCUUGACAACUGGGAAUGCUAAAACAGAACUGAUGGACAUUUCCGAACUUUGCAUCUCAGACCCUCUCAGCUACCAUAACCAUGUGAAAGGGAAUGGAUUGAGCAUAGAGAGAGGCGGCGUGUCUUGUCCGAUUCUGCAUUGCCGGCUGCUAGGCAGAAUGUCCACAGAUGAGCGGCACCUCACCUCCAGUUGUGGAUCCUUCAUUAAGACUGAGCCAUCCAGCCCUUCUUCUGGCAUUGACGCUAUUAGCCACCACAGUCCAAGUGGUUCUUCAGAUGCCAGUGGUGGUUAUGGCAUUACUAUAGGGGGCCACCCCAAUGGCCUGGACUCACCGCCCAUGUUCAACAGUGCAGGGAUUGGUGGUGGGCCCUGCCGCAAGCGGUAUGAUGACUGCGCCAGUGCCAUCAUGGAAGACUCACCCACCAAGUGCGAGUAUAUGCUCAAUGCCAUCCCCAAGAGGCUGUGUCUAGUGUGUGGGGACAUUGCAUCUGGAUAUCACUAUGGAGUGGCCUCUUGUGAAGCAUGCAAAGCCUUCUUCAAGCGAACAAUUCAAGGGAACAUUGAAUACAGCUGUCCAGCUACCAAUGAGUGUGAAAUCACAAAACGGAGGCGCAAGUCCUGUCAGGCAUGUCGCUUUAUGAAAUGCCUCAAAGUGGGGAUGCUGAAAGAAGGGGUCCGCCUGGAUCGGGUCCGUGGGGGCCGCCAGAAGUACAAAAGACGACUGGACUCUGAGAGCAGCACUUACCUGAGCUUACAAAUUCCCCCUCCUGCCAAAAAGCCAUUGACUAAGAUUGUCUCCCACUUGCUGGUGGCAGAGCCAGAGAAGAUUUAUGCUAUGCCUGAUCCGACUAUGCCGGAGAGUGACAUAAAAGCACUGACCACACUCUGUGACUUGGCAGACAGAGAGCUGGUUGUGAUCAUUGGCUGGGCAAAGCACAUCCCAGGUUUUUCUAAUCUUUCCUUGGGGGACCAGAUGAGCCUGUUGCAGAGUGCCUGGAUGGAGAUCCUCAUCCUGGGUAUUGUGUACCGCUCAUUACCCUAUGAAGAUAAGUUGGUCUAUGCUGAAGAUUACAUCAUGGAUGAGGAACACUCUCGUUUGACAGGGCUCCUGGAGCUUUAUCUGGCCAUCUUGCAGCUGGUGCGCAGGUAUAAGAAGCUGAAGGUGGAGAAAGAAGAAUUUGUCACGCUUAAGGCUCUGGCUCUUGCCAAUUCAGACUCAAUGCACAUAGAAGAUAUGGAAGCAGUGCAGAAGCUCCAGGACCUUCUCCACGAAGCUCUUCAGGAUUACGAGCUGAGUCAACGUCAUGAGGAGCCACGGCGCGCAGGCAAGCUGCUGCUGACCCUGCCCCUCUUGCGGCAGACAGCUGCCAAGGCGGUGCAGCACUUCUACAGCAUUAAACUGCAGGGCAAGGUCCCCAUGCACAAACUCUUCCUAGAAAUGCUGGAGGCCAAGGUCUGACAGGCCCAGCCCUACCCACACUGCCCGGGAAGCAGACUGAGAACAGAGAUGCAGCAGAGCAAACCAAACAGAGGUGGCAGCUGGCUUUUAUCUCCAAUCAUUUAUUACAGAAGAAUUAUUUAACGUCCAUCUGGUGGCCUGCCAGCCUGUACAUCCAUCUGAAGAUUAUUGUGUAGAGAAGGGGAAACUCUUUUAAUCAACAUCACUCUCUUUCUCUUUUUUUUUCUUUUUGUGGAAAAUUCCAGAACAAGCUCUUGCACUUGCAGAGGGAGCCAAAGGAAAUUUGGAGCCCAAGGGCAGUGAUGCUCUUUGCACUAUCCGGGGCAGCUGAUUCUUCUCUCUUCUGACCUUCUUUCUUCUAGAGAAAGGGAGUAGGGACUGAAGCAGAAAAUGGUGAAAACUAAGAAUGUAUAGUGUUCAUAGCAUGGGGGUGCUGGAGAGGGGGGUAAAAACAUGGGCGUCAGUGGCUCUGGGGCUUCAUACCAUUCUUUGAAGCGCAAGCCUUUGUGACAGUUGCUGGUUUGGACAGGCACAUCUCUUUAAGUCUAAAAUGGCUGCCCCUUAUGCUUAAACUAUUCAUAAAACAUGUACAUAAAAAGACUGUGCUUCAUAUUGGGAAAGACAGGUCUAACCAUGUAA